AGCGCGGCUCCGCGCACGAUGUCGUAUCGGGUGCCAGAACGAGCCGAUUAAUCGGAAACCUCUCCUAUCUGCAGAGUUCGAGACUUCGUGAUGCUCUGAAUCGGAACCUACUCGUGAAUCGGAACCUGUGAUCAAAGGAUGGCGAUCUCAGAUAUCGUCGGCGGCUUGGCCGAUAACCCGUAUUUCGGAGCCGGUGCCGGCCUCUUCGGAGUCGGUGUACUGACCGCCGCCGCUCGGAAGGGAAUGCAAGCGGGAAUGAUUUUGUUCCGACGGCAUUUCAUGAUGACUCUGGAAGUUUCAAGACGUGACAAAUGCUACGAGUGGCUCCUGCAAUGGAUCACGAACAACACCAAACACACACAACACCUUAGCGUCGAAACCAAGUUCGAACAAUUGGAGACUGGGAAAGUGAAGACACAUUUCGAUUUCAUCCCAAGCGUCGGCACGCAUUUCUUCUCCUACAAGAAUACGUGGAUCCGAGUGGAGAGGAACCGAGAGCCUGGUUCACAGGGCUUCAACUUCGAGGGCCAGCCCUUCGAAACAGUGCAGUUGACGGCGUUCGGUCGAGACCGUUCUAUCUACUUCGAUAUACUCGAGAGAGCGCGGAAAGAAGCACUCCACAAAGAUGUCGGGAAAACCCUCAUGUACACCGCCUUCGGUGCAGACUGGCGGCAGUUCGGGGCUCCCAGGGAACGAAGACCCUUGGAGAGCGUGAUCCUGGACGAAAAUGUAAAAGAGAGAAUCAUCGAGGACGUCAGAGAGUUCAUUGCGACCCCCGACUGGUAUCUGGAGCGUGGGAUCCCGUACAGAAGAGGCUAUCUGCUCUACGGGCCGCCGGGCAGUGGAAAAAGCAGUUUCAUUACCGCGCUAGCCGGGGAGCUCGAGUACGGAAUUUGUGUUCUGAAUCUCAGCGACCGCUCUCUGAGUGACGACCGACUGAACCAUCUGAUGAACGUGACGCCUCCGCACACUAUUGUACUGCUGGAGGACGUCGACGCGUGUUUCGUCUCCCGCGAAAAACCAACGGAAGAAUCGUCCAGAGCCUUCGAGGGCUUAAAUCGCGUGACGCUCAGCGGACUGCUAAAUAUGCUCGACGGGGUUGUGUCAGCCGAGGCGAGACUGCUGUUCAUGACAACGAAUCACAUCGAUCGUCUCGACCCUGCCUUGAUUCGACCGGGACGGGUUGAUGUCAAAGAGUAUAUUGGUGAUGCCAGCGAUUAUCAAUUGAAGGGCAUCUUCAGAAGGUUCUACGCGAACGUAGAUGAUGCUCUGGCGGAGAAGUUCGUCCAAAAAAUUCGGAACAAACGCAGCAAGGUCAGCAUGGCACAGAUUCAAGGUCUUUUCAUGUUCUACAAGGAAUCGCCGCGCACGAUGAUCGAUGAGGGGAUCGAUAGGCUCUUCAACCAGUGAGAAUUGGGUCGCUCACUUAGUCAAUAGCAUGUUUAAUUAAUCGCUUGGGAAUAAACAAAACAAAGAACGCGCGGCU
Galendromus occidentalis (western predatory mite) is the source of this 1486-nucleotide messenger RNA. It is a transcript of the gene Bcs1, whose product is annotated as mitochondrial chaperone BCS1. NCBI's taxonomy places the organism in Eukaryota, Metazoa, Arthropoda, Arachnida, Mesostigmata, Phytoseiidae. The transcript has a single exon. The coding region runs from base 139 to 1410 and encodes 423 amino acids. The record is from RefSeq and is a predicted model, not a curated record. Gene Ontology annotation, molecular function: ATP binding; ATP hydrolysis activity.